AUGUUAUUAGAAGGUGUUAUAUCAUCAAGCCAGGUCUCUUUAACAAGAUAUUUGUCCAAGAGACCAUUAUCUUCUACUGUAUUUUUGAGGUCACAUAUAGGCAGUCUUAGCAUUUUCACUACUCCUGAGACGCAAGUUAAAGUAGAACCUUUAAACCCCCCAAAACUCAUUCAGAAUGGGAUUAAAAGAUUUGUCUUGAACCAAUUGGUGAUUGUGAAAGGCCCAAAGGGACAAGUUGAAAUGGAGAUACCUUCAUUUUCUAAUAUUGAUAUCGAUGAAGAACAUAGAAGAAUUAAAGUCUCUGUUGUAAAUCCAGAACAAAAAUUACAAAAGUCUAUGUGGGGAACAAUAAGAUCUCUUUUAAAUAAUCAUGUUGUUGGUGUCAAUGAAGGUCAUUUGGCUAUUUUAAAGUUUGUUGGUACUGGUUAUAGGGCCCAACUAGAAAAAGAUGGAAAAUAUGUGGGUGUAAAAGUCGGUGCUUCCAUUCCACAAGGACUGGAUAUACCUGAAGGAAUCACUGCUUCAUUGCCUGCCCCAACAACUUUGAUCUUAGAAGGUUGUAACAAACAACAAGUCAUGCAAAUAGCUGCCAAAAUAAGAGAUUUCCAUCCGCCAGAACCUUAUAAAGGUAAAGGGAUUUAUGUAAACAAUGAAACCAUUAAACUAAAAAACAAAAAGAUCAAAUGA
Molecule: messenger RNA, 687 nt
Organism: Arxiozyma heterogenica
Lineage: Eukaryota; Fungi; Ascomycota; Saccharomycetes; Saccharomycetales; Saccharomycetaceae
Gene: MRPL6
Product: mitochondrial 54S ribosomal protein uL6m MRPL6
Exons: 1
Coding region: 1-687 (228 amino acids)
Biological process (GO): translation
Cellular component (GO): ribosome; mitochondrial large ribosomal subunit
Molecular function (GO): rRNA binding; structural constituent of ribosome
Source: RefSeq, a predicted model, not a curated record